Molecule: messenger RNA, 1464 nt
Organism: Puccinia graminis f. sp. tritici CRL 75-36-700-3
Lineage: Eukaryota; Fungi; Basidiomycota; Pucciniomycetes; Pucciniales; Pucciniaceae
Exons: 4
Coding region: 401-1162 (253 amino acids)
Source: RefSeq, a predicted model, not a curated record
CAGCUUUCUUACAUUUCUUAUUCCUAGGCUUUAUUUCUAUUUGGGCAUAAUUGGCAUCAUUCUUCUUUUCUUGUUUCCCAGUGCAUACACUUUACAUAGCAAGCUCAGCGUAGCAUUUGCAUCCUGUUACCGGUUGACGGAUACCCUUUUACUUCAUCUUCAAACCUACAAAUUCUCUCUUGGUAAUCGAGGAGAGUUAGAUUUUUUUUUCAGAAACAUUUUUUCACGCGGUUGGCAAGAGGACCCAAGGAUUGCUUCCGACCCACUGACCAAGUACCGGAGCAAGCACUACUAAUUACGACUUGCACUUUACCUGCGCAAGAUCCUCAAGCUCUUUUGGAAACUUCUUGCAGACCCUUUUUUCUAAUAUAUUUACAGAGUUCGUGAAGCAUCAAGGAAUAUGAACCCACCAUCAUUCACCGAUAACGCACCUGCCAGCGGUGAUUGCAUCGUUUGGACUGAAGAGAAGCCCGCGAUAACUUGGGAAUCAUCUCUGUGCCAAAACGGCGCGUCGCCGCUCGAUGAAAAAGCCAAAUCCCAGGUACUGGGGUACUAUUCCUCACUGCUGUCUCCAAUUGAAGAAGACCUACCACCAAAAUACGAUUCUCGGGACAGAAGGGGCCAACCACACAUUCUCCACUCACUUUUACACACAAUCCGCUUCAUUCUCCUGGACCACCUUGUGAUCAAAGUACUGGUAGUCUAUCUUUUGAUGGUCUACACCGCUGGCAACAGGUCUUUGCUUUCCCCUUUUGCACCAUCGAAUUGGUCGAACGACGAAGGACUCUUGAGGUCUCACAGCCGUGAUUUCCUAACCGUUGAUAUUUACGAACUGUACGAUGACACGGAUGCCUGGUCUAGGAGCAUCUUGGGCAGAGUUGGGUCUGACAGUCCUUUGUUGACAUACUCAGAGAUGGAAUUGGUGGGCCAAGUCGAAUGGGAAGUAGAACCAGAGAGAAACCCAGAUGAGGAAUUUGUCAUUGAAACCGAAUCAGCCGAAGAACAAGUGACUCCACCUCCAAAGGUCCCAAAGACGUUACCAUUACCCUUCCGCAGGCCGUCGCACGUCUUCAAUGAUCUACUUCGGCUCUACGACCAGGGCAAUCAUGGGUCAACGCAAUCCAGCGAUUCUAGGUCCCCACUUCAUGACACUCAAGAAUGAUAUGCCGGUGUUUUUCUCCUUCUAAUACCACAAAUGCUAGCCCAAAUUUGGCGGUGCUGGUUGUAACACGGACCUUUACUUUUCUUAAUCUCAAUUUUUUGAUAGACACAACACCAAAUUUCUUGAACCCUAUUUUUCUUGUUUGUUCGUGUAAACCCCUUUUCUUUUUUUUUCGCGUGUAGAACUUCUUAACAAUGCUCAACCAAGCGAUAAUCGGAAAUACAAGCCUCCCGACCCGAUUUCACCUUUCAAUUUGUAUCAAAACUCUUCUUUUAGGAAAACUUAAUUCUUCCAAAAAUAAA